CCCAGCCCCAUCCCGAUCCCGAUCCCGGCUCCGGCGGCCCAUGGACUCGGGGCCCGGCGAGGAUCGGAGCCUGCCCGGGGGGCUCGGCCGCUGCAGUAUCCUCAUUCCCAAUUUGCCAGAAAGACCAGAUGACGAGGCUCAUGUCUGCCCAGGAAGCCACGGGCUCCCCACCUCUUCAGAAGAAGCAGUGUCUCCUACCAGAGCUCGAAACAUGAGGGACUAUGAGAACCAAAUCACCGACCUGAAGAAAGAAAACUUCAACCUCAAGCUCCGUAUUUAUUUCCUUGAAGAACGGAUGCAGCAGAAGUUUGAUGGUCCCACUGAAGACAUCUAUAAAAUUAACAUUGAGCUAAAGGUGGAGCUGGAAAGCCUGAAACGUGAGUUACAGAAGAGGGAGCAUCUCCUCAUCAAAGCCUCCAAAGCAGUGGAGAGCUUGACCGAAAGUGGCGGCUCAGAAAUUCAGUGUGUGAAAGAAGAGGCUCGGAAAAAGUUGCAGCAGGUAGAAGACCUUCUGACAGGAAGAAUACGUCUUUUGGAAGAGGACGUUAAAGCUGCCCAAGCUGAAGCGGAAAAGGCAUUUGCGAUUGCAGAGAAGGAGAAGGUUCUGAGAAUGAGUGUGGAAGAGAAGCUUUCAUUUGCGAAAAAUCCUCAUCAGAGAGAUCUGGACAUAGUCCCAGCCCUGGAAGAAAAAGACAGACUGAUAGAAGAGCUGACACUGUCUUUGAAGAGUAAAGAAGCUUUAAUUCAGCACCUCCAAGAGGAAAAGUCUCGAAUGGAAUCUCCUGAUGGGAGCUUGUCCUCUGAAAAACUCCGAGAACUCACUGCUGCUCUGAAGCAAGAGAAGGAUUGUGAGCUAGAGGCUGUUAAAACGGAAUUUAGAAAUGAGAGAAAUUGCUUUGAAAAGAGAAUGCAGUCUCUUCAAGAGGAUCUGCAAGAGAAAGAAUGUGAAAUUGCUCUUGAAAAGAAAAACGGGUUGAAAAGGGAUAAAACGAUUCAAGGUCUAACUAUAGCACUAAAAGCAAAAGAGAAAGAGACUGAAGAACUUUCAUCUGAAAUCGAAGACCUGAUUUCUUCCUUAGCUAAACAAAGAGAAGCUGCCCAUAAAGCACAGCUCCUGAAAUUCAAGGGGGCCGAAGAUUAUCAGGUCACUUUGAUGGAAAAAGAAACUGUUUUAGCAGAGCUACAAUCGGACAACCUGACGAAAGAUACCGAGAACCGUAAGCUGGUCAGGAGGAUGAAAUGGCUUGAUGAAGAACUGAGUGAUUUGCGCCAGGAAAGAGAGAAAAUGGAGAAGGAACUGGAUGAGGCGCAACUGCAGAAGAGCAGAGGAGACAAAACCAUUAAUGACCUUAGAAAUCAAGUCGAAAAAUUGCAUGGUGAAAUGAUUGAGAAAGAGAAAGCAGUGGAGCAUCAUUACAAUAUUCUUCUGAGUGAAAGUAAUCAGAAAUUGCACAGCCAAGAACUAGCUAUCAAACACCUAACAGACAGUGUCAGUCAAAAAGAUCUAUUACUUCAGAGACUCGAUGGCAUAGUGAAAGAAAAAGACGCCGAACAUCAGCAGCUUUUGAAUAGGCUGAACCAUCUUCUGAAAGCUAAAGAGGAUCUUGAGUUGAGGAAUCAAGGCUUAAUAACCGAAAAAUGUACUUCUCAACAGUCAGCAGCCAAAGACCCACAUUCAGAGGAAAAUAAGGAAUCUGAGUAUGAAGAGCUGAUUCACGCUUUAAGAAAAGAAAAACACAUUUAUUCCAGCCUAGUGAAAGCUCUGAAAGACUCAGACAGUAUUAACAGCCUCCAAGCUGAGCUAAGCAACAUUUUUGCCCUUCGAAAACAACUGGAAGAUGAUGUCCUGGCUUAUCGGAAUUUACGGAAGGUUUUGGAAGAGCAAAUUAGGGAAAUUGGAAGGAGAGAAGAAGAAACAUUUUCAUUUUGUGGUGACCAGACAUCUUAUCUCAGUAUUUGCCUUGGAGAGCACGAUCGUUUUCAAACAGAACAUUUGUCCCUCGAGGAACUUAAAAAGAGGGUCAUUGAACUUGUGCUCCUAGUGAAGGACCUGCAUGCAGAUAACCAAAAUCUGAAGAAGUCCCUUUUGGAGCUCUCCAGCUUGGCUCCUCAGGAAACAGAAACACCCAAAGCCGUCAACCAAAACCAGUGUCUGCAUAAUAAAGAAGAUGAGGCCGUUAUGGCAGCGGAAGGUGAUGGGGAGAAGAAUGAUUUCCUGAGGGAGCAGCAUACAGGAAGGGCGACUGAGGCUACAGUGGACUACUUUGAUGGAAUUUGCAACAACAGAAAGGAGAAGAAUCAAAAUCAAAAGAGUGCUCGUGUAAUGCAGGAAGUAGCUGGAGAACCAGUUAUCCAAAAGGAGCAGAGCCCACAUGAAGGCGAGCCGAUGAACCUAUACUCAUCUCUGCUAAGUGAAAAUGAAAACCCAGUACUUGAAUCUAGACCAGAACUUAUGAAAGCAUUACGUGAACUGCUCUUGGGUCCUUGGGCUGUGAGCCAGCAGAAUGUUUCUGGAGAAGAUUCAGAAGAAAAGAAUGAAAAGAAUCUCAAGCAAUCAGUGGUUCAACUGAGAGAUGAACUUAGGCAUCUUAAGCAGGUUGGUACAUUCCUAAAGGAACCUGUAGAACUGCAGUCAACUUUGGAUGGAAAGGGAGGAUUUUAUUUAGGUGCGGUGGCAUCGAUGAAUGAGGAAAUGAAGCUGUCGAAGAUGGGCCUGAAAGAUGCAGCUGUACAAACUGUGGACCUUGGGGGUCAUGGAUUCGGAUAUGGAGGAAAAACAGAUAUUUCCGAGGAAGCCAGAAAAUGUUCUGAAUCAAAUGCAGAGCUUGACCAAGAAGCUCUAUCUAGGGUGUCAGAGCACCAGAAAAAAACUCUUUCAACCACAGCACAAAAAAGUGAUAAGAAAUCCCGUUUACCCGUUCCAUUAAAACCAUCUAGAUCAUUAGGAAGUGUAAACUUAACCUCAGCUACCCAGGAGACAGCACCUUAUCUGCGGAACCAGAUAGGUGAGCCACAUGGAGAUCUGAAGGAAUAUAAAACCCGAAACAAACAACUUCGCCCAGAGUUAUCUGCCACUGAAGCGAUGAUUGAAAAACUGCAAGAGGGUCCAAUGCAGGACAGACUUCUCUUAAAUGCUGGGCCAUGGUUGAAGCCAGACUGCCAGGAGGGCCAGCUGGAGUUGAAGGGGCCUGGAGGUGAUACCUGUGGCAAGGAUGAAAGCGAACUGGAUAAGGAUCUGAAAAAUAGACAAGAAUCCAGACCUCAUCAGGGUAAUGAGUCAGACAUCAUGCCACCAAGCAAAGACUGCCAUACAGAGGACUUUCCAGAUGAAGCUUCAACUGUGUCUUACACAAGUUCCAAGAGUCUGUUUUCCCUCAAAGGAAGUGUAAAUGGUACAGCCAUCUCUGAAGGUGUUGAAAACAUGGAUGACCUAGACUAUUUGCAACAGAGAAUUAAGGGGUUGAAGAGUGAACUUGAAAAGUACCAGAAGGUUGUGUUUCAGUUGCAACUUGCAAAGCAGUCUCAGUGCCGGGAGACCGUUGACACCGUUUCGGGAGGGAGCGAGGAGGCCCCAAGAGGGCAAGACACACCAAGGGACCGCACCGAGGAGAAAGAAAUGAAAAUAUCUCCUAGGUUCCAUCAGCCUCCUUAUGAAAAGUGGACAGAAAUCCCCAAUCUACCUGAUUCAGAAGUGUCUGGUGAAAUAAUAGUAGAAAACCUGAAGCAACAGCUAGAGGACCGAGAAACCGCGUUGGAAAAGGAGCAAGCGGCAAAGAUGACCCUGCUGGGUGAACUGUGUUCCUUGCAGACCAAACUUCGGGAGAUGUCCCCUUCAAGAUACGAUUCAUUAGUUCAGUCGCAAGCCAGGGAGCUCUCUUCUCAGCGCCAGCAGAUUAAAGACAGCCUCAGCAUCUGUGUCAGUUGCCGCCAACAUAUGACCGCCCUGAUUAAAGCUUUGGAGGAGCUGCUGCAGGCCAGCGAUGUCGAUUACCAUGUUGCUGACGGCAUCUGGGAGCAGCUGAAUCGAAGUGUUCAACUGCUCGAGAAAUUGGAAAAGAUGUUUCUCAAUGGAGAAUCAUCUGGCACGCAAGUCAACAAACAAAGUGAAUUAACACAGGGGGCUGAGAACACUGCUUCAGUGCGCCCAGAUCAGUCACCAAUGCCCUCGGAUUGCGAGAUAUCAGAAAAGUCGUCCGUCGGAUCACCAGAACACAAGCCAGGUGGUGUGGAGAUGGAAAAGCUUUCAGUUCUGGCCAGCAAUUUUUCUCAAGACUUACUAAUGGAGCAUCUGCAAGAAGUUCGAACUUUGCGAAAACGUUUAGAAGAAUCCAUUAAAACAAAUGAUAGACUACGGAAGCAGCUUGAACGGCAAGGAACUGAGCUGGAGACAGGAUCUGCAAACAUUUUUAUCCAUGGCUCUGAGCAACAUAAUUCCCUGACUUCUGAAAUUCAUUUCCUGAGGAAGCAGAACCAAGCCCUCAAUGUAAUGCUUGCAAAAGGAUCUCGAGAUAAACAAAAGGAAAAUGAAAAAUUACGAGAAUCGCUCUCCAAGAAGGAUGUGAUCAUUGAGCACCUUCACAGGGAUUAUGAAUGUGUGAAGAAAGAAAAUGAAAGGUUGCAGAAACAAGUCAGCGAGAAGGAGAAAGACAACAGGCUUCUGACUCAUGAGAUUUACAGCAAUCGUAACGAAUUAAAUAGGUUGCAGACGGAAAUGAAUGUAAAGCAACAGCAACUAUCCGCGAAUGACAAAUUACUGCAGUCGCUAAGAGUUGAACUCAAGGUGUAUGAAAAGUUGGAUGAAGCGAGCAGAAGACAGAUAGGUAAUCCUAGGCAAGCAGCUGCAGCUGAAGAAUGCAGAAAGGAUCAAAAUAAUCUGCUUGACUUAGCCGAACUUCUGACAGAGAUACAGAGCUUGCGGGUGCAACUUGAAAGAAGCAUAGAAACCAACAAUGCCUUACGAAGAAAAUUAGAGGAGCAGCUUUCCAAAGGAGAGAGAGAAUUAGAGGGAUCGGUGCAGACUUUGAACAUCAACCACCUUUCGAAACAAGAAUGGCAGCAUUGUACAGGAAAUAAUGCUGGAAAUGAGCUCUCCCUCGAAGAAGGCAAGAGUAAGUUUGAGAUGCCGAAUCCUGGCCUACCAACCCCACCAAAAUCAGCUUCAGAGACACCCCUGGCCUCAGUGGAGGAUUUAGACAGCUCUUCAUGCUGUAGCAGCGGAUCUGCUUCAAGCUCCCCGUGCACCCCGCCACGCCUGGUCCCCGGCCACCGCAUGUGGGCAAACAAGAACGGACGCCAUAUCCUUGGAUUGAUUGAGGAUUAUAAUGCUUUGCGCAAGCAGAUCUCCGAAGGGCAGAAGCAGUUAUCUGAAAUGGAAACUCGUCUUCUGGGCAUCACUGGCCUGAAAAACCAAGAAACUGGAUUCAAGGUUCCAGACCAGGCAUCGCUGAAUAGCUUUUCUGCCAGCGUUAACACAGCACAGCAGAUAUUAGAAGAGGCAGCUCGUUUAUUGAAGCUUCUCUGGAGGGUUUCACUUCCCAUAAACGGCCAGUGUACUCUUCCCUCUAAUCAGGGUGAAGAAAUGAAAGCUGAAGUCAUCAGGCUGCGUAAGAAAAUGUCUGAGCAAGAGAAGAAGCUUCACUGCACCGUCAAAAAUCUGCAGUUGAGGAAACAUCAGGAGAAAGUCAUCUUCGAUCAGUUGGUUUUAACCCAUGAAGUCUUGAGAAAGGCCAGAGGAAACCUCGAGCUGAAGCCAGGGAUGACUCACUCUGAAGCAUUCAUUACCAGCCAACCUGGAUUCUGAGAAAAAAACUCCAGCUAAUAAAGCGCAUGGCCUCCCUGCUGUUAUCAUUUCUGGACUGCUUGUGUCUUUGCUGUACUUGUGUUUCCUAUUUAUUGAUUGAAAGGCUUCCCCUAAUUCAUGCCCAGGGGAAGCCAUCUCAUUUAAAUCAGUAAAAAAAUAAUUUUUAACACGUCCUGCUGUACGGAUGAGUGUGGAUGUGUUUUGUAAACAGGAUUAGAAACUCACUCUAUGGUACUAGUUGAGCAAAGUGGUUUAGAAAGACUUCACUUGAGCUCUUUGUGGAUAUCCCGUUUCAUUAUUCGGAAUUCCAGAGAACCCCAGCACAAAAGCACAAACUCGUAAGUGGCUUUUUUUUUUCUGAAAUAUAUUAAGUGUCGGUAUAGCAGACAAUGUUGGCUUUUAGGAUGGAAGGAGAUUUAGAAUUAAGUGGCCCUGAAGAGAAUUUGAAAUAAGCUUUUGGAUUUGCUGAGCAAACUUUCUACUACCUGGACUGAAGAUGCUAAUUAAAUUUUACCUUUAUUUAAACCUG
Molecule: messenger RNA, 6329 nt
Organism: Tachyglossus aculeatus (Australian echidna)
Lineage: Eukaryota; Metazoa; Chordata; Mammalia; Monotremata; Tachyglossidae
Gene: CDK5RAP2
Product: CDK5 regulatory subunit associated protein 2
Exons: 38
Coding region: 41-5800 (1919 amino acids)
Biological process (GO): centriole replication; regulation of mitotic cell cycle spindle assembly checkpoint; positive regulation of DNA-templated transcription
Cellular component (GO): pericentriolar material; perinuclear region of cytoplasm; mitotic spindle pole
Molecular function (GO): microtubule binding; protein kinase binding; gamma-tubulin binding
Source: RefSeq, a predicted model, not a curated record